Messenger RNA from Prorocentrum cordatum, 1992 nucleotides. The record is from the annotation of a GenBank genome assembly. NCBI's taxonomy places the organism in Eukaryota, Dinophyceae, Prorocentrales, Prorocentraceae.
UGCGUCCCUCGUGACUCCCCUGGAAUUGCUCUCGGCUGUCCCGUCCGUGGCCAUUUUGGCUCAAGUCACAGGGCUUCGAAGGGUGCCAUCCCAACUGCUACCUGCGCGCCAUGCCCGUGUUGCUGUGCGGCCCAGGCUUGAUGGCACACUCUGGGUUCGACUGCGCUGCGCCCGGUCGGUUCCGCGUGUUGUCGUCGGCCGCUGGAAAGUGCAGCCUCGGCGAGCCCGCAAAGGUCCACGUGGAGUGGCGCUCGCCGUGCCCAGCGCGCCCCGCCAACGCCGUGCAGCACCUGCCGAGCGAGGCCCACGCCGCGGUGCCGGAGAGGCAGACCUUCCUGAGGCGGCCGGUCCUCAGGCUGGCGGAGCUCGAGGAGCUCUCCGCGCCGCCGGCCGCCCGUGCAGGAGGGCAGAGCGCUGCGGGGUGCGGCGGCCGAGGAGCUGCCGGCGGCGGCCGCACCUCGGGCUGCCCGCCCGGCCUGCCGGCGCCGUGCCCGCCGGGCGCAGCUGCGGUGCAGGCCCCUGCGACCAGCGCAGCCGGCGGCGUCACCACGGUCAUGCUGCGCCACGUGCCGGAGGCCGUCACCCAGGAGGGUCUCCUCCUCGAGCUUGACCGGGCGGGCUUCGCCCUCGAGUACGACUUCGUGCACCUCCGCUCGGACCUGCGCAGCCGGUUCAGCUCUGACCGCGGCAUGGCCUUCGUGAACUUCUUGACCCCGCAGGUCGCUGGCGCGUUCUCCGAGGCGUUCCACGGCGCCCGCGAGGUGGGCGGGCAUGCGCUGGAGGCCGGCUGCCUCGAGGUGCUCCCGGCGAAGAUCCAGGGCUUCGCGCUCAACGCGGCUCAGCACUACCCGUCCGCCAGCGCCGCUCGCCGUGGCUUCCAGAGGGCCCGCCCAGUCUUCCUGCCCAAGACGGCAGACGCGCACGCGCAGCUCAGGAGUCUCAUGCGCCGGCGCCCGCUGCAGCCCAGAACCCUCGCCCACCAAGGCCGGCCGAGGUCGGCGGGAGAAGGAGCCUGAGCACGCACGGGGCGGGCCUAGGACUAGGGGUUCAACCUUUCCAGCGUGUUCCGAGACGCUCUCAGAGCGUUCCAGAGCGCUCUGGAACGGCCGCUCAUGUGUCCUGGCCAUGGCUUCUUCUUAGCGCACGCUCUGGCGGCGCUCUUCUCGCCACUUCCGGAGACGUGGGCCGUGCCCCUGCUCACCCAGCGUGUCCUCGUGGCUGCCACCGAUGCCGUGAGCGUGCACAUUACAGACAUGCGCACACAACCCAGGGACACGUGCUGAAACGGGAGCGAUGCUUGCCGAAGGCCUCCAGAAGUCCCCGUGGGCGGUCGAGGGAAGGCCAGCAGGCUUGGCCUGAGCGGGCUGCCUGCGGGCCGCGACAGUCGGCGCGGGGUGAAGUGGGUCACCCGCGCGCCGCGGCUUUGCUUGCGGUGGGGAUUCACAGUGCAACCCUUGCGUGGGCAUUGGGCGAAAGCUCAGUUUGCUUCUUUUAGAAGCCGUGUGUUGGUCUCCUGCGCUCUGCGAAGUAGCUGGCGCUGCAAGCCUCGAGCAAUUUCUGCCCUCUUCCCGCCCCCUAUUCCCGCCUCUUCGCAAGUCUUCCACCUCGUUGUUAUUUUUUGUUGGAAGUCGAAUGGCAGCGCAGUAUGAUUCUGUGCCGCGCGUGCUCUAUACGCGCUUAGCUGGCCCGUGCAGGGCCUUCCGCGCGCCGCGGUUUUGCUUGCGGCGGGAAUUCACCCUGCACCAUCCAUGGACCCGUUUUUUGGUCUUCUGCAGCCUGCGAAGUAGCAGGUGCCGCAAGCCUUGUGCAAUUUCUGCUCCCUUCCCGCACCCAUUCUCGCCUCUUCUCAAGUCUUCCACCACCUUGUUUUUUUUAGGAGGUGAUGGCAGCGCAGUCAGAGUCAGAGAGAUGAUUAUGUGCCGCGCUUGCUCUAUAUGUGGCCAGUUGCCCUACGCCGUCUGGCAGCGCCGAGAUCAGGGACGUACAUGGGGC